AUGCCAGGGGGACCUUUAGAUCUUGAAAGCCAGCUUGUGUUUUAUCGGAAAUACCAUUUCAACCACAAAAACGUUGCCAUCCAUUUGGGUUGCAUUCCAUUGAUUCUAUUGUCUGCGAUUGCCUUGGCUACAAGAACGACAAUCCUCGGCAAGGACCAUCCAUAUAUCUCCACCGGAUCGAUAGUGGCAUGGACUUAUGGGCUUUACUAUGCCAUCUUGGACUGGCAGCUUGGUAUUCCUAGCUUCGGAGUUUUGGUAACCUUUGCCUACCUCAUUAGGUCUUUCUACCUCAGCUUAGGCCCCGAGUCUAUAAUCAGCCAGUCACAAUUUACUCAAAUUGCGUUGGGCAUUCACAUUGUCUGCUGGUUGGCCCAGUUUUAUGGACAUGCUGUGCAUGAGAAGAGAGCCCCUGCUUUGAUGGACAACUUGCUUCAAGCUCUUGUGCUUGCCCCUUUCUUUGUUGUAUUCGAGAUUGCUUUUGCUUUAGGCUACAAGUUGGAUAUCAAGAAGAAUAUGGAUAACAAAGCUGGUAAGUUGGUUAUGGAGAUGAACAAAAAAGAAAAGGAGAAGAAGGCAACUUGA
Molecule: messenger RNA, 582 nt
Organism: Candidozyma duobushaemuli
Lineage: Eukaryota; Fungi; Ascomycota; Pichiomycetes; Serinales; Metschnikowiaceae
Exons: 1
Coding region: 1-582 (193 amino acids)
Biological process (GO): sphingoid catabolic process
Cellular component (GO): endoplasmic reticulum
Source: RefSeq, a predicted model, not a curated record